Molecule: messenger RNA, 3015 nt
Organism: Micropterus salmoides (largemouth bass)
Lineage: Eukaryota; Metazoa; Chordata; Actinopteri; Centrarchiformes; Centrarchidae
Gene: plvapa
Product: plasmalemma vesicle associated protein a
Exons: 6
Coding region: 257-2497 (746 amino acids)
Biological process (GO): positive regulation of cellular extravasation; regulation of vascular permeability
Cellular component (GO): caveola
Source: RefSeq, a predicted model, not a curated record
UCACGCACAAUUCGAUCAGUUCUCAUGCUAUCAACGCUGCAGAGAGGAAAUGCCUAGACCUCGUCUGUAGUGCUUUGGGCUUUGUUAGAGUAGGCGCACAACAACUGGACUGUGAAACUGAGUGCUGAGGAGGAACUUGACCGGCUUCUGAUUUAGAGAUGAGCCUUGUUUGAACUUGGCCGCUCAUAGUAACCCUAAAGUCUUGGACUGAACUAUAUACUACUUCUCUCUGAAUCUCCUUUGGCCAUCAGUACCCAUGUACAGCAGUGGCUACUCCGAGGUCUCCAAGUACAGUUCGGAGGCUCGAAAGAAGAUGCAGCACCGCUCAAAGGGAAAGAGCUGCGGCUACUACAUGCGGAUUGUCUUCUUCUUCUCUUCGCUCAUUCAGUUUCUUAUCAUAGUUAGCCUGGUGCUCUUUCUGAUCUAUGGUAAGAAGCAGGACUCAGCGUGCACGUCGCGCAUCCAGGACCUGGAAGAGAGCUUCAGCCGGCUCUCCAUAGAGAAUGUCGCCCUGAAGCAGCAGAGGAAGAACUUGACCAACUUACUUAACGUCACCCUGACUGAAAAGGCGCGAAAUGACUGGGACCUUGCCGUGACGCGCAACUACUUAAACAUCUCAUUGAUUAUUAUUAAAGAAAGGGAAGGGAGGCUGCAACAGUGCUAUAGCGAAUUGACGAUGUCCAAGAACACAGCACGUUUUUAUGGCCCAUGCCAAACACAAACUGGCUGUAACUGUGGGCUGCUGGCUGAACAGCUGAAAGCCAGGCUUGAGUUGGUGGAGUCCAACUUCACGCAAACAAGGCAGAGAAUGAGGAUGGAAAUGGACCAGAUUGCCAAAGACAGGGACAACAUUAACUUGGAGGCCAUCAGUCUUAGGAGGGACAAAUCCACACAUGAAAAGGAAGUGGAGUUCUACAGACAGAAAUGCAAAGAUGACUUUGCUAAGUCCUUGAGUGGUGUCUCUAAUGUCACUAAGGCUUUCCUACAGAAGGUUGAUUCUCUCUUCCCUGUACACAUCGCCUUCCAGCUCACCUGUGCGAAACAAAGGGAACACCUGGAGCAAAUCCGCACCAAUUGUACCAGCCUGUCCAGAGAAGUGGAGGACAAGUUCCAGCAGUACCUGAAUAGUGUGGGAGAGCAGGUGUCAGGCAUCCAGGGCGAGAACAGCCGCUUGAAGGCAGAGAAUUGGCGACUGUCUGAGGACUACCGCUGGUGCAGCCAGAACCGCACGGGCCUGAUCCAGCAGAACAAACAGAACUUGGACAAGCUUCAGUGGAAACAUGAUGAGGACAAGGAAAGACUCCUCAUGGACAAGAUGAGGCUAAAUGGAGAGAUAGAAGUCCUGGGCAACAAUGUCAAAUAUAAAAGUAAAGAGGUCGAGCACCUUACAGAGAAACUCAAGCAUCUCAACAUGUCCUGCAUGUCUAGGACAGGGUUUGCUGGAUUUCCAGGGGGCUCGAACUCUCUGGCAGGCACACACAGUCAACCUGGGUUUAGCGGAGCAUUCAAUAAGCCAAUAUCAACUGGGGCGGGCUCUUCAAGCUCAUCCUUCUUGUCGCCUGGGUCAGGUAGCUCCACUGGGUUAGGAUUCAGUAAGCCAGUAUCCACUGGGGCGGGCUCUUCAAGCUCAUCCUUCUUGUCGCCUGGGUCAGGUAGCUCCACUGGGUUAGGAUUCAAUAAGCCAGUAUCCACUGGGGCGGGCUCUUCAAGCUCAUCCUUCUUGUCGCCUGGGUCAGGUAGCUCCACUGGGUUAGGAUUCAAUAAGCCAGUAUCCACUGGGGCGGGCUCUUCAAGCUCAUCCUUCUUGUCGCCUGGGUCAGGUAGCUCCACUGGGUUAGGAUUCAAUAAGCCAGUAUCCACUGGGGCGGGCUCUUCAAGCUCAUCCUUCUUGUCGCCUGGGUCAGGUAGUGCCACUGGGUUAGGAUUCAAUAAGCCAGAAUCAACUGGGGCGGGCUCUUCAAGCUCAUCCUUCUUGUCACCUGGUUCAGGUAGCUCCACUGGGUUAGGAUUCAAUAAGCCAGUAUCAACUGGUGCGGGCUCUUCAAGCACAUCCCUAUUGUCCACUGGGUCAGGUAGCUCCACAGGGUCAGGACUCAAUAAGCCAGCUUUCUCAAGCUUUGGUUCAGCAGGGUCAAAUCCAAGUCUUAGCUCAAGUGGAAUAGGCUCAAAUAAACCAGCAGUGAGUGGGAGAGGCCCAUCAACCAGUGGGUCAUCCUCUGGGUCAACUGGAUCGACGAGCAAGAGUGGGCAAAACCUCUCCCCAUUUUCUUGGUUUGGGAACAUUAACUCAGGACAAAGUAAGACAGGAAGCGGAACAGGGAGAGGAACAUCAAGUGGGAAUAGUAAUGGUGGAACUGGAUCGUCAUUUGGUGCUGGAAGGACGAGUGGACCAGGAGGUGGCACAAUCAACAUUGCUCAUUACCUUCAGGAUGUGCAGCGCCUCAUCAAUCCUCCUGGCCCACAGGAGAACCAAGAUCUCUCCAGAAUGUUGGGUUAGACCAUCUUGACUUGAAAAUUAUUAGAGAUUUAUCUUCCACUGUAUCUAUUACACAAAGCUAAAUACAAGCUUUUCAUAGUGAGUUCACAUAUAGUAUUUCAAAAAAAAUGUACCCUAUAUUAUACUGUUUUUAUACUUAAAUAUUCAUUUAAAGAAUUUAAUUUGAAUAACUAUUGCACUUUUGAAUAUACAAUGUGAAGUUUGUGUGUUAAUGUGUUCAUGUUAAUGAACAGUGGAUAAGAUACAUGCCUUUGGUGUGAGAGACCCGGGUUCAAUUCCCCCUGUCCAUUCACCAAUGUUUCCACUUAAGACCACGCAAGACACUUAAUCCCUAGUUGCUCCAGAGGCAUGCAACCUCUGACAUAUAUAGCAGUUGUCGCUUUGGAUAAAAUGCGUCAGCUAAAUGAAUAAAUGUAAUGAUUUGUAUCUACACAGCACGCAACCUAGCAUGAAUAAGCAAAUGUAGUAUUUUUUUUACAUUGUAAAUACAGAAAAAUAAAGGCUUUGUUUAAAUGUAA